AUGGGCUCCGUGAGCGACGACGACAUCAUUCGCAAGCGGCUGCUCAUCGACGGCGACGGCGCGGGCGACGACCGCAGGCUCAACGUGCUGGUCAGGAGCUUCGUGCGGUGGUGCGCGGGGCCGCAGGACGAGGCGCACGGCCAGUACCAGCGGCUGCUGGGCACGCUGGCGCAGUGCGAGUUCUCCAUGGGCAAAGCCCUGCUGGUGCACGGCAUGAACCGCCGGGAGAGGGACAACUACGACAGGAUUUACCGAGAGAUCCAGGAGAACAUUGCCGGGGCGCACGAGAGCAUCGUGGCGUGCAAGAAGCGCAUCGCGGAGGCCAGGCAGAUCCGCAAGCACCGGCAGGAGUACGACGCCCUGGCCAGGGCCAUCGAGCAGCACCCCGAGCGGCAGGACACGCUGCGCAGGCUCGAGGCCCUGGGCAGGGAGCUGGAGCAGCUCUCGCACGUCCGGGGCAGCGUGGAGGAGAAGCUGCAGCUGAGGCGCAAGCAGUUCCACGCUCUGCUGAGCAACAUCUACGAACUGCAGCAGACGCUGGAAAACGACGAGAAGCUCCCGGAGGGGGAGGCGCGCAGGCCGAGCGGCGAGGGAGCCCCGAAGGGCUGA
Molecule: messenger RNA, 609 nt
Organism: Ochotona curzoniae (black-lipped pika)
Lineage: Eukaryota; Metazoa; Chordata; Mammalia; Lagomorpha; Ochotonidae
Product: THO complex subunit 7 homolog
Exons: 1
Coding region: 1-609 (202 amino acids)
Biological process (GO): mRNA export from nucleus; mRNA processing
Cellular component (GO): THO complex part of transcription export complex
Source: RefSeq, a predicted model, not a curated record